Molecule: messenger RNA, 4752 nt
Organism: Eleginops maclovinus (Patagonian blennie)
Lineage: Eukaryota; Metazoa; Chordata; Actinopteri; Perciformes; Eleginopidae
Gene: mpzl1l
Product: myelin protein zero-like 1 like
Exons: 6
Coding region: 58-855 (265 amino acids)
Cellular component (GO): cell surface; plasma membrane; focal adhesion
Source: RefSeq, a predicted model, not a curated record
UUCAGGGUGGAGGAAAAAAAAAACAGCAGAGGAACUCCUCCUGUUUACAACAACAUAAUGGAGACAAAAUGGUCAAAUAUGAGCUGCAGGCGGGUCUUAUUGACUGGAUUUAUGCUAUGUAUUGUAUUAGUCACAACACCUUGCUCGGGGAUCGACAUCCACGCGGACUCGGAGGUGAUGAUGCAGAAUGGCACCACCGGGACGCUGCGCUGCACCUUCAAGUCCAGUGAGGUGGUGAGCAGCACCACGUCGGUCACCUGGAGCUUCCAGUCCAACCAGCCCGACAACCAGUUCUCCAAAGCCCCAUACGUGAUUUUCUAUUUUUCCAACGGGAAAGGAUUCCCGGGUCAGGACGAGUUCAAAGACAGAAUUCAGUUUAUUGGAGACAUAAAUAAAAGGGACGUAUCGUUACAGCUGAGUCCGGCUCAGUUCAGCGACAACGGGACUUUCUUCUGCGAUGUGAAAAACCCUCCGGACGUGACGGGAACUCCGGCGCGCACCGAGCUCAGGGUCGUUCUGAAAGAGUCUCUGCCUCACACUUACAUGGCCGUUAUAGUGGGAGCCGUUUGUGGAGCGUUGUUUCUGCUCGUCAUCAUCGCCGGCACCGUCUGCAUCAUCAUGAGGGUGAUGCACAGCCGCCACGAAUAUGAAGGAUGUACGUCCUUGGAAAGCAUGAGCUCUCAGGCUCCGAAACCCAGAAAGAAGGUGGAGCCCACUCUGGAGAGCUCCAGGGGUUCCAACCCCUCGGGGCCAGUACAGGGCCCGGUGAUAUACGCCCAGUUGGAUCACUCGGGCAGCAGAAGCUCUUUCCACAAGAUGGAGCCAGUGGUCUACGCUGACAUCCGUAAAAACUGAAGAGGAACUGGGGACCAAACACAUGAAAAAAGAAAUACACAGUAAAGUAUCAGACCUCUCUAUCAGCUGCUCUUGGGAAGGGUGGGAAAAAGAUAUCGUAUAACAGGGACAGAAUCGGUGCAGUUUCUUUAUUUUAUUUGACUUUCUCUUCCUCCUCUGAAAGCAUGAUGCUGUUCUAUGAUAAAAUCUCAAUGUGCUUUUAUUUUGAAAAACACCCCAAUGGACCCUGCAUCACUCCGCCUUUUUGAAUGGUUGUCAUUUAAAUCAUGAAUGCCUUCAUAUCAUUUAUUUUACUUACGGUAUCCAACAAGGGUUUCUGCUGGCUGUUGCACCGGCUGAAACGGUUAAUCUUGAGCUUUAAGUUGAUUAAAACUGCUUCAUUGUGACUUUAAUUUCACACUUUGAAUAAUACACGACUAAAUACUGUUAGUGCAGCGGAUAUUAAUCUAAUCAGGGGCGCGGAAAUGAACGCUACUAACAAGUAAAAGAAGAGAUUUAAUAACAAAAAAUACAACUCUUCAUCCUGCAUGUAGACUCGCUAAUGGAGAACGGUAAUAAAGCUACUACAAACUUCGUAAUUCCCAGCUUCUGUGAACGCACCAUUUAAACACCCUAAUGCCAAAAUCACCGCUAAUACAAAAGUAACAAAAACCCAAUUUAAUUAUUAAAGAAAUCAUAAUAUAAUCAGCAAUCGCAACCCUGGAUCAGGAGUGACUAAAGCUCUGCAGACAUUGCAUGAUUUAUUGAUCAUGUAUGUUUUAAUGAGACUCUCUGAACCUUUUGAACAUCAUUUAAUUAGGUCACACUGAGUUUACAAAAAAAGAUCAAUGUUUUUUUGAAUUAAACUAGGUUAGCUUCGUGAUUUAAAAAAGGGAAAUGCAUUAACUACAUUUACAUGCACACCCAUACUCAAUCUACACAGUGUUGUUGUUAUGACAACAUUCUGGAUUUAGCAUUUUCUGAUUAAUUUGCCUUCUCUUCUAGUUUAUCCCUACUUAGUCAUUAUGUCCAUAUGUCUUCAAAGCACCAAUAAUCAACACUACAAUAUCUAAAAUACUGAUGUAUUUAAUAAAAAUCCAUCCUGAAAUUGGACUUUUGUCCAUGUUGUCCAGCCCUAUGUGUACCCCUCUUUUAUCUCUACAGUAACUGACUCUAAUGCCACUCCUGCAAAGCUACCAUUCAGUUUAACCUCUUAAAGCCGGUGCAACAGGCUGCACAUUUCCUUCUUAACGUUGCCUUCAGUGAGUUUGCAUGCAGUGAUAAUGAACAACAUCUACAGAUUAUGGUACUCUGACAUUAUGCUACUGUGAAUGCUCCGGUGUGAUUCUGGCAUGUUGUUGUGGUACCUUGUGACAAAAAAAAACAAACACUGCCUCCCUUUUUGGAUUUUCACCUCAGUGCAAUUGUCAGAAAAAUAGGAACAGAUAAUGCAAUGCACCCUGACAGAGUGUUACGUUCUGCGUCACAACCAGCCAGGUUUACUUUAACACAUGUAGAAUACGUGCAUGCUAAAUCAAGACGUUAACUGAGGUGAAACAUCUUCUAUGAAAACUGGACAAUGCUUUAAAACACUGUUUGCAUGCAAAUGACUAACAUAACGAGCACUAUCACGCACAUAUGCUAUUCUUUCCAUCUCUGUGUACUGAGUAAAGCUGUUUGUUUCAACAUAAUGGGCCAAAUAUCAACACUAACACGAGAAGCUUUAAAUGCAUUCCAACAUUUUAUUUUGAUUUAGUUUUAAGCAUAAAAAAAAGCCAAGUUCUCUGUUACGUUUCUGUGUGUGUGGUUACCUAUGAGAGUGAUAUGUGUGUCGCAGUAAAUGCUUUCAGCUUCAGCUUGUGAUUCAGAAUGCAGUAAGUCUCCAUGUCGACCAGUAUUUGUAUAUAUUCCAAUCCCAUGUAAGAUAUAGUGCUGUUUACUGUAACUCAUUCCAGUGUGUGGUAUGGCUGAGGAUGUCUUUCCUGACACGGGAAGUAGUUUGCUGUAGAGGUUAUAGAAAGACGGUGGCAUGCUUUAUGUUUUUUCAAGUCUUAAUCGUUUGUCAGAAAACACUCCAACAUACACAGUGCCUGCAGGGAGCCAGUCGCUUCAAAAGGGAUUGGAUCAACUGUAUUUAGAGGGACGUUUCUGGAUUUUUAAGGCCUUUUUGUUACAUUUCCUCAUUAAUAUUGAGUCCAAUCCUUUUCCUCAUCCAAUAUUCUCUCUUUUAUCUCCAUUUUGGUCUCCGACAGCUAACUUCCAAGGAAAAUCCGACCCUUUUUUUGAGGUUAAAGGAUGUUUUUCUCACAAUUCCUCAAUAUUGACUCAAAAACCUUAAUAAUUGACACAUUGAGAGCAAGAAUUAAUAUAUUUUGAGACUUUUUUGUGUCUGACUGAUGGAUUAAAGUCCAAUAAUCUCUUUCAUUUAUCUCCAUUUUUGGUCCCCUCCUCCUCAACCCUAAGGAAAAUCUGAUUCUAGCUGCUUUACGCUCACAGCUAGUCUCUAAAGUGGCCUUUUACAGCUUUCUCUCUUAGUACAAGCUCUUAAAGUGACAUAAGAGUGUUGAAAGUUAAACAACACAGCUAAACAAUGAGCUAAAAUCCCUUUAAAGCUCUGAAAACAGAUUUUCAUACGUUAAUAUUGUGAACAUAUUGAUUAUAGCCUUUAAUCGAUAGAAUAGUAUGUUAAUUUCACAUAAAGUUUAAAAGUGCUCUUGGGUUGAUUGUAUCAUAGUGAAUGUCCCUGAUGAUGUAGAUUACCGUUGUGUGCCAGUUUCAGUGGUUUUGUUUUGCCGCUGUGCUCACGAUUUGUACCGUACAAGACUCAACGUCUGUAGCAGUGACGACUGUAAAGCUCGUUACGCAGCUGAGAAAUCAAUCAGUAGGUAGAAUGGAACGGUAUUUUCCCACCAGGGGAGGAAAUGUGCCUUUUCAUUGCCAAUAAACCCCAAAAAUAUGCAAAGUUGUCCUUAUUUUAAGAAACAAAUGAAAUGAAGUGUUAAUAUAACGUCUUCUUUGAAUGUUUUAUAUAUUUGCAUUAUUCAAUUCAAACUAAUUCUCUAUUGGAAAAAACACAGAAAAGAUUCUGUUUUGUUUGUUUAUUGAAAUUAAUUUUAAAAAAUGUGAAAACAUUUAUUUAAUUAUGAAAAAGCCUCAUAUUUAUCAUCCUUGACUCUUGUUAUUAUUUGUAACUCUAAACUCCUGAGUUAUUUCUGGCAGAUUUAGGGUUUAAUACUUUCACACUGCCUUCCCACUACAGUAAAUACACUCUUAAUUGAAUCCCUUUUUAUUUGACCCCGGCUGCAGGCACUGAAGUCUUUCAUGCUGUUUUCUCUGUAGUGUUUCUCUGUUUGUUUCCUCCUCCAGUUAGCAUGUACUUCAGUGUAUUUACCAAAUCUAAACCCUCCUGUAUGAUACCGACAGCUGCCGGUCGCUUCGCUCCUGCUCGUGACUCGUCGCAGUGUUUAGUGCUGUUGUAGAAAAUUGUGAUGUAAAUUAUGAACGUUUUUUUCCGACCAACGUUUGGUGUCUUAAAAAGUUUCCGAGUGGACGCUCACAACGAGUCUUAGUGUUCCUUCGAUGGUAAAUAGUUGUGUUUUUUGAGAGUUGUUUCCUAUGUUUAUGUCGUGAAAUCUGCACUAUGUCUUGCAAAUCAAAGACAACAAAUUCCCUGUGAUUCUCCUUUUUGUUGUUUCUCGUUCAUCUCCGAAUGAGCUUGGCCUCUGUUUCAAACGUCUCUAAAACUGGAAUGUUGUACAUUUAGUGCCUUUUACAUUUCAUCAGCUAACAUCUGCUCAAAGUAGUAAAAAAGAUUCAUUUAUUUUUCCUUUUUAUUGUAUGUAUUUUUUUAUACACAUAAUAUCGCCUCUGUAUCCACUGUUCAAAUUUUAUAUAAAACCUAUUCCUGGCCAAUUACAA